AUGAUUAAGUUGAGGCGAAUAAAAUGGACAUGUAAAAUCGCUGGACUUAGUAACGAAAGAAUCUCUCCAAAUCGAAGAUGGAAAGAUUGCAUUAAGGCUGAUCUGGCGGGAUACCUGACCGAAAAGCGACGACAAGCCUUGGCUUCCGAGCUGGGCCUGAACGAGGCGCAGAUCAAGAUCUGGUUCCAGAACAAGAGGGCCAAGAUCAAGAAGGCCUCCGGUAACAGGAACCCUCUGGCUCUUCAGCUGAUGGCACAGGGCCUCUACAACCACUCCACGGUGCCGUCCAAGGAGGACUGAAGGAAUCCUCGAAGAACAGCGGCAUUCCAGGAGGCCGAGGAAGACAAAGAAGACUUCCAGGGGCGAUAUGAGGAGCUGGACGUUCCAACAUUAAGCCUAGAUGAUCUGUGAUAACUGCUUCUAUAUGAUAAUCAUAAGCGGUAGAUAUGGCACCUCGAGAGAGCCUAAAAUAUUUCAACCUUUAUUUUUAUCGUUGCAAUAAAAAUUCAUUGCUUCUUAAGUUAUUAUAGUUUUUAUGCGGUCUCGAGGUUUAUAAAAAAAUAAAAGAAAAAAAUAAUGUCCCUUCACCUAUUCAAGAGUUGAUUAGGUUGUCAAGCUGGUGAAUUGUAUUAUACACAGUUUCUUGCACGAGUAUUCUAGAAGAGAAUAUUAUCAUAACAAUAAAUUUGAUUCAAUGUUUAUUCUUCCUUUGUUUAUUUCCUACCAUGAAAUCAUAACUUGUUAUAAUGGUUAUUUUACAUUCACAUUAGAUUUACGAGAAUUAGUCGAAUUAUUAUGCUCUUAAUUGCUGUCAUAUCAAUAAUUAUUAUUCUAUAAAAAAUACGAGGUCUCUAACUUCAGCUAAAAAAAUGUAAACUUUUACACAUUUGCAUUAAUCAUAGUCCGUGGUACAGACCCCUUUUUUAUCUUGUUAACACCCGCCUGAAACUUCGUAAAGAGCUUCAUCUCAUCGUAACCUACAAAUAUUUUAUUAAACCUACAAAUUUUAAGAAUUGGAGCGUUUUUGAUAUGGAAAACGACAAACUUCCUCUAUUUAAUUUGUUUUUAUUUAUUUAGAAGUAUAAUAAUGUGUCAAGGGGAGAUUAAUUAUAGUGAGAUAUGAACACAUUUACAUCAUAUAUACAGAAAAAAUGAAAUUAUCUAAAGUAAAAUAAUAAUCGAAAACAAUGUACAAGGGUAAGAUAAUAUGAUCCCAAACCUAAGUUUUGACUAAGUGUUUUCGCUAAAAAGCGAAUAAAAAUUUUGAAUUAUAUAUAAAAUCAGAAUAUCCCUGAAGGGGCGAAAACUUGGAUAAAUUUGAAAUAAAGUUAUUAUUUAUCGAGACUGAAAAGGCCUUUUUCUACUAAUGAAAAUUAAUUUUCUUGUAACAUUAUCGUAAAACUUAAUUUUUCACAUUACAAUUUUCAUAAUUCCUCCCUCCCCGGACCUUUCAAAGUUUAAUUCAUUUAAAAAAAAAAAACAAAAAAAAAACAGCCCUGUUGAAAUUUCAAUGCUAUUUAAUUAUUAUUUAAAUAAUUAGUGAUUUUAGAAAAUUUGUGCAGUAAUCAGGGAAUUAUCGAUUUAUUUUUCAAACAAUAUUGUUUUCGAUAUAACGAUUGGAAUAAAAAAUAUAACUAUUCGUUUUUUCUGAAAAAAAAAGAAUGUUUAGGAUUCACUUAGGAAAUUAACGACUCAUAUAAUAAUUAAUUUAUCGAUUAUUCUUUGAAAAAUAAAGUGAAUAGCAUUACUUAAUUUUUUUUAAAUGAAUAAAUACAUUAAAUCAAUAAAUUAAUCAUUAUUUAAAAUAUGAUAUUAUUUUAUUUCUUCGUUAUUGGAAUAAAAUUUGCUCAACUGUGACUUCCAUAUCUUUACCUUCCUCUCCCCUCCUUCCCCCCCAAAAAAUCACGAUCAACACAAAUUUGGAAGUUAACGAACUUCGAAUACCUACAAAUUUAUUUUAAUUAAUUAAACCUUUAAAUCAACAAAACUUUAAGUGUUUCGUAAAUCUUGUGUUGAAUGUUAAAAAACAAAUAUUCUUUAUUUCAUAUAUUUAUUAAUCAAAUUGUAAUAAAAUAUCAAUUUAAAUGAAUGCACAGAUUUAGAUAUAUACUGAAUUAAUUAUGUAAAUUUUAAAGCAGGAUUAUCAAUUUUUAAAUUAAAGAACUAAUAUUUAAAAAAACAAAAACAUUAUGAAAUGUAAGGCGUUGAAUUUCUUUGUACGUUAAAUUUGAAAUAAUUUGUUGUUGUUUCUUUUUUUUAGAGCCAGUAGUGUUUAAUUUAAAAAAAUUGGGAUAAAAUAAAAAAAUCAUGUUCUAAUUUAAAUAACAGUACAAGAUACUAAUAAAAUUAUACGUCAAUUUAUAGAACUGUAACGUUAAGUUGCAGAUAAAUUUCAUUAAAAAAUAUUCCCAAUCUUUUUAAAUAAAUUGCACAUAAGCACACUUUUAAAAAUUUUAUAAAUCUGUUUUCCAGUUGUGUAAAUAACUACACUGCCUUAUAUUAUAUUUUCUCUCCAUCUGUAGUCUUCCUAACAUUUUUAGGAAACUAUUCCUAUUAUAGAAAUUAAAUUAAUAUAAUUUAAAAAAAAAAACAUGUGUAGCAUAUCUAUUAUUUUUUUUGUUAUUGUAAUUACAUAUAUUAUUUAAUAGUUGUUCGCUGAAGUAGAAAAUAUUAUGCAUUAAGUUCCUAACUUAAAUAAGUUUUAGUAAAAUCAUUGUAUAUUAUAAAUUGUCGCGUUUUAGUGUCUCGUAUUACAGUCUGUUCUGUCCAGUUAACCAGUGAGUUGUAUUAGUGUUAGAAAAGAUCACUUUAGAUUUUUUUUUUUAAAUGAAUGAUUGACUAAAAAUUUGUAAUGUAAACUAUAAAUUGUAACUAAACUUUUAGUAACAUUUUCAUGAAUGAAAUUAAUAAUGUUUAAUAUUAAUUUAUUUAUUGUAUAUUUGUAUAGGUUCUGUAUUUUUAUAAUAAAUGUUUCUUUAAAUAGA
This is a messenger RNA of Nezara viridula (southern green stink bug), 2984 nucleotides long. The record is from the annotation of a GenBank genome assembly. NCBI's taxonomy places the organism in Eukaryota, Metazoa, Arthropoda, Insecta, Hemiptera, Pentatomidae.